AAAAGAGAAACCAUGGCAUUUUGUCUUUCAGGGUGGCUCAACUGAUUUCUCGUGCAAGAUAUACUUUGCUGAACAAUUUGACAUGCUUCGCAAAAGCUGUGGCUGUGAUGAGAUAUUCAUAUCAUCUCUAGCCCGGUGUACACCAUGGGAUACGGCUGGUGGUAAAUCAGGAUCCAUUUUUUUGAAAACAAAAGAUGAGCGUUUCCUUAUAAAACAGAUUUCAAAAUAUGAAAUGGAUGCCUUCCUGGGUUCUGCAAACAAAUACUUUCUAUAUAUGUUUAAUGAAGUAUUUGAUAAAGGGAUACCAACAGUACUGUGUAAAAUUUUUGGCCUUUACCGUAUAGGCUUCUAUAAUAAUGUUACAGGCAAAUCUCUUAAGAUGGAUAUCUUGGUUAUGGAAAAUCUAUUCUAUGAUAAAUCCGUGAAGCAGGUAUUUGAUCUCAAAGGGUCAAUGAGAAAUCGAUAUGCAGAAAAGACAGGAAGAGAUGUAGAGGUCUUUCUAGACGAGAACUUGGUGGAAAUCAUCAGUAAAACCCCGUUAUACAUGCGCGUAGACACGAAAUGCAAUCUUUCGGAUUCAUUGUACAAUGAUACCCAAUUUCUUAUGUCGCUGGAUGUAAUGGAUUAUUCUCUUCUUGUUGGUUUUAAUGAAGAGAAAGACGAAAUUAUUGUUGGCAUAGUCGAUUUCAUUCGUACGUUCACAUGGGAUAAAAAGCUAGAGAGCUGGGUCAAAGAAUCUGGCAUGCUUGGAGGUGGAAGAAAAGACCCCACUAUAGUCUCCCCAAGAAUGUACAGGCGUCGCUUUAGAUCUGCUAUUGAUCUAUAUUUUUGUAUGAUACCUGAUUUUUGGACUCAUAUCCUAGAAUAGGAGGUUAUGCGACAAAUAUUUGUCAUUUUUGUUAUGUUCAAGCGUCUGAAUAUUAAUCCCCGUUGAUAGACACUACGAAGUAUAAAAGCAAACAUGCAAAAGGAUUAUGCGAAGUAAACUUAUCAGAAACUAAAUAUUUAAAAUUGUGAAUAUUACGCCCUUUUUCCAUAGCUACAUGUUCCACGGAAUAAAUCCUCGGUAAUAUUCAGAACUCCUUUGUUUUCAAAGAAACAUAUGCAUUCGGCAUGAAUAGUAUGCCAUUCACAUGAUUUUUCUGUUGAGGGGUGUUGGAAUUUUGCCAUUAAAGUAAAGUCUUUGAAGAUAACGAUAGAUAAGAUUGUCCGUUAGUUUUCGUCACACAAUGCCUUGCCACAGCUUUUUGCAGUUAGCAGUCAGAAAAUGUGGAAAUGAUGGCAGCUGUUUAUCAAUAAUCCUUUAAAUGAGGUUUGAUGGAGAAUAGAAAGGAAAUGAUGGAAAUCAUACACUU
Molecule: messenger RNA, 1355 nt
Organism: Mycotypha africana
Lineage: Eukaryota; Fungi; Mucoromycota; Mucoromycetes; Mucorales; Mycotyphaceae
Exons: 7
Biological process (GO): phosphatidylinositol phosphate biosynthetic process
Cellular component (GO): fungal-type vacuole membrane; endosome membrane
Molecular function (GO): 1-phosphatidylinositol-3-phosphate 5-kinase activity
Source: RefSeq, a predicted model, not a curated record